AUGGCGUCCCUCUUUGGGCGACCCACCUCGGGCUACCAUCUCCCCGCCGACCACGACGCCCACUCGCUCGCUCAGCCCGAUUACGACGCCUUUGCCGCUCCAGACGACGACGACGACCACCACCACGACUCGGAACCCGCCCGCCACCCUCACCCCAACUCGCACGACCACGCCGCACCCGCCUCGUCCGCCCGACCCGCCACCACCUCCGGCCCCGCAGCACCCUCUCGCACCCACUCCAUCCCCGGCGGGUACGACUUUGAGCCUCAGCAAGAACCAGCUCGCGCACCCGCCGUCCCGAUCCGAUCCCGCCCCUCGUCCCUGUACGGCGGUGCCCCCUCGGCCUUGCUCGACCACGCCGCGACCGACAACGACGACGACGACGACGACUCGCACCGCUACGGCCGCCCGCACGGCGCGGCGUCAUCAUCUGCGGCGGCGGGAGCGGGCUCGGCGACGGGCUGGCGAGGCAUUGUCGCCCGCUUACGCGGCCAGGGCCCACCAGGCGCCAGGUCCGCCCACGACGGCGCGGGCGCCGACGCGCGCGAGUCGCACGGCCUCCUCUUUUCGCACGACGAGAGCGAAGAGACCGACUCGGAGCAGCAGCAGCGCACGUCGAGGUUCGGCGCGCCCUCGUCGUCGUCGUACCCGCCGCCGAGCCUGCACCACUCGCACAUGCCGCUCCCGGCGCGCCCGCCCCAGUUUGCGGCGCCGUCUGCCUCGUCGGGCGCAGGCCCAGCGGCAGGAGCAGGAGGGCGGGUCUUUGGAGGAGGGCAGGGCAACGACGGCGUGUUCGCCAACCUCGCCGCCAAGCCCGACAACCCGAGCGGCGACAUUGUCGGCGAGGGCCCGGGCAAGGACGAGGUGCUCCCCCCGUACGAGGCGGCCCAGCUCGACCCGUCGCCGCAGUACUGGGAGACGACCGUCAUCACGCCCGGCCUGUACGGGCCCGACGACAUCCUCGUCGACGGCCUCCCCGUCGGUAACCUGUUCAGCUUCGCGUGGAACUUGCUCGUCAGCAUGUCGUUCCAGUUUGUCGGCUUCAUCUUGACCUACAUCCUGCACACGACGCACGCCGCCAAGAACGGCUCGCGCGCCGGCCUCGGCGUCACCCUCAUCCAGCUCGGCUUCUACCUCAAGCAGCGCACCGACCACCCCGAGUUCCUCGACGACGACCCGCUCUCGUCCGGCGACGAGACGGGCCUCAACGGCGCGCUCGGGCCCGCCGACACGGACGCCGAGCGGUGGAGCUGGUGGGGCGGCGGUUUCGACGACACGGCGACCGGCGGCGCCGCAACGGCGACGCUCGCUGCGCUCGGGAGCCUGCCGACCCAGGUCGGGAGCGCGUUCGGGUCGAUGCUCGACGCGAGCGACCCGGACGCGGCCGCGGCGGCGGCGAGCGCGACGCCGUUCCCGACGCUCAUGGGCGACGGGGUCAGCGACGCCGAGAUGAUGCGCAUGAGCAUGGCGGCCAACGAGUGGAUGGCGUUCGCCAUGGUGACGGUCGGGUCGUUCCUGCUCAUCGGGAGCUGCCUCGCGUACUGGCGCGCGUACAGGUACUCACGGGCGAUCCGUGACGGGCAAGGCCCAGGAGCGGACAGCGAGAACGUGGUCGCGUUCUGAGCGAGCGAGGGCCCGUCCGUCGCACCCUCUGUGUCACUAGCCUCUGCGCGCGCGAGAUCCUUGAGUAGUCGCUGCUGCACUUUGUAAUCGUACCACGACUGCAACGUGCC
Molecule: messenger RNA, 1733 nt
Organism: Rhodotorula graminis WP1
Lineage: Eukaryota; Fungi; Basidiomycota; Microbotryomycetes; Sporidiobolales; Sporidiobolaceae
Exons: 5
Coding region: 1-1623 (540 amino acids)
Biological process (GO): ubiquitin-dependent protein catabolic process; vacuolar transport; metal ion transport
Cellular component (GO): perinuclear region of cytoplasm; Golgi apparatus; endoplasmic reticulum
Source: RefSeq, a predicted model, not a curated record